Nerophis lumbriciformis (worm pipefish) is the source of this 2970-nucleotide messenger RNA. Lineage: Eukaryota; Metazoa; Chordata; Actinopteri; Syngnathiformes; Syngnathidae. The record is from RefSeq and is a predicted model, not a curated record.
AUGGGGCAGAUACUGAGCUGGAUCCGAGGCCCCCGUGAGACCCCGACCCUGCAGGAUGUUGCCGUGGAGGAGCAGUCGCAACCCAAACAGGCCACACCCAAACCAGCAGCUCAGGUCUCCACUGUGACGUCUUCUCAGUAUGAGAAGGCAUCAUCGGGAUCCACCAUGGCUUCAAAGCCUGGCGGGGUUACGACCCCAAAAGGUGUCACGGCGGGAAGUACUUCCAUCGGGACAGCAGGACAGGGGGUUCCAACAGCGAAACCCCAGACUAACACCAAAUCCACUGUUAUUGACAUGUCGUCUGCUGGGUCAACUGUUGUCAACAUGACAUUGUCUGGGACGAGGGGAAGUCCCAAUAUGAUAUCGAAGACGCCAACUGUCACCACUGUAAAGUCGUCUUCUGCUGCCAGUGGAACAGCAGUGACUACAGCAGCAGCAGCUAAUGCUGCCAUAUCGACUUCUAAAGGCUCGCCAAAAAACACGGCCAAGGUGCAAGUGGAAGUUCCUCGAACAGUAGAAACAAUAGGAGCCAAAGAGGGCUCUGCAGUAGAUCCAUUUGACGCCUUGGCCAGUAUACUUCCACCAGUUGAUCCAGUUAAACCUCCUGAACCUAUAUUCACUGGGCCUGAGGUCAAAGAGCAUGAUGCCACAUCUGAGGAGGCUCCCAAGUGUGGAGAAAGAGAGGAUACGCUGCCUCCAGGUUACAGAUUUGAAAAUAUGGCUCCGGUCCCUGGAGACGCUAUACCCAAGGAUGUUCCUAAACCAUUCAGUACAGAAGAGGCCCUGGAUUGUCUUUCAGCGGGUUUCACAUCAACGGUUCCAACUGCACCCAAAAUGCAUCAGCAAAAAGACAAAGCUGCUGCCUCAUCUGCUGCCCCGUGUUCCAUUGCGCCACCACUGAAGAAAGCUGAAAUCCCCGCACCUGAGCCUUGCGUAGCAGUCUGUCCGCCAGCUGAUAAAAAAGCCAAAAUGGAAGUCGAUAACUUUUCAUUGUCAGCUGGUCUUUCCGCUGCUCCAUUCAAGAAAGCUGCAUGCGUGGCUCCACCAACUGAAGUAAAAGAAAUCCAAGUGGCUAAAGACUCUUCUUCUGGUCUCUCUCUGAAAGCAGGGCUUGACAUGAAGUCCAAAACCGAUGAGGGUGGCGUUAUGUCUCCGGGUGCUCUCAGUGCUCUUGGUGACAUGUUGGCGGCACCAGAACCCAAACCAGAACCCAAACUGAGACCAGAGGACAUUGUCUCCGAAGAAAAACACAAGGAGGAAGAUGCUGUGCGUGUAGGGGAGAGGGAAGACUCAAUUGCACCGGAGUACAGGUUUAAUAAGGAGGAACUCAAGAAACUGCCUGCUCCUAAACCUCAGCCCACCAUGAAUACUAAUGAGGCUCUGGACAUUCUGUCGGGAGACAUUCUAAGCUCCUCAGCUGCUCCCACACAGAAAGCUGAAGUAUCUGCAUUUGCUCCAACUGUCUCUGUGUGUCCUGCUCCACCCAAACCGUCUCAGGUUGGCUCCUUGCCUUUGGAUGCACUCAGUGCUCUGAGUGAUUCUCUACCAGCCGAUAAACCAAAACCUGAACCCCCGAAGCCCAGACCCGAAGAUAUCGUCUCAGAGGAAAAACACAAAGAGGAAGAUGCUGUGCUAGUAGGAGAGAGAGAAGACUCAAUUGCACCAGAGUACAGGUUUAAUGAGGAAGAACUUAGAAAAUUACCUGCUCCCAAACCUCAGCCCACCAUGAAUACUAAUGAGGCAUUAGACCUUUUGUCAGGAGACCUCAUGAACUUAUCAGAUGCCCCAGUACAGGUAAACAGUACUUUAACCGAUCAGGGUGUUUUGGUUGCAACUAAAUCGGCUGGUGUUCAUGCAUCACUUCCGCCUUCGACCAUAAAGAAACCCCAGGUAUCAGAUUGCCCUCCAGUGUUACCACCACAAGACAAGCUCAAGGCUGAUGAGGGUGACUACAUGCCUUUGGAUGCUCUUGGAGCUCUUGGUGACACGUUGGGAGCACCAGAACCGACACCAGAACCUCCCAAACUUAGACCUGAGGACAUAGUUUCAGAGGCAAAACAUAAGGAGGAAGAUGCGGUGCUUGUAGGGGAGAGAGAGGAUUCAAUUGCACCAAAAUACAGGUUUAAUAAAGAGGAACUUGAAAAACUUCCUGCUCCUAAACCUGAACCCAAGAUGAAUACCACUGAGGCCCUGGACAUUCUAUCUGGAGACCUUUUGACAUCCUCUGCUGCUCCUGCUGUCCAGGCUCCUUUGGUCUCCUCUUCUGCUGCUCCUACACAGUCUUCUGCAGACUUGGCUCUGGAUGCAUUAGCAGGAGACUUUCUUUCAUCCUCUGCUGCCCCUACAGUCAAAUCUGCUGCUUACGCCCCCACAGAAUCCUCCUCGCAGCUUUCGUCAGGAGCUGACAGCGCCCUGGAUGCUCUAUCGGAAACUCUGGUAACGGAAAUUACCCCCGUCCCUCAGCCAGCGCCCAUUCCUGCCAAAGACCUUGUUGAGGAAAAGAAGGCGGUUGAAGAGAGGCUCAUUAAAAUGGGAGAACGAGAUGACACUCUGCCACCAGAGUACAGACCCACUGAGGAAGAUCUUAAGAAAAUGGCCGAAGCCAAGGCGAAGGCAGAUGCCACUCCAAAGAAGUCUAUGGAUGAAAAGACUGCUUUGGACUUGCUGUCCACCGAUUUCGUCUCAUCGGAUGUAUCGUCUGCUGCUGCCGGUACAGAGUUGACGCCUCCUGCGCUUGACUCUCAGCCCUUGAAGCCAUUGCCCCGUCCUGUUGUGGAGAAACUCUCUGACACCCUCCUUCCAGAUGAUCCAGCAUUCAAGGCAAAGACAAGCACAGCCAAGGUACAGAGCAAGAGAAAGUCAAAGUCUAAAAAACAACAUGCAUCAGAGCCUCCUGCUGACACCCAGCUCUGUGGCCAGCCAAGCUCAGACAUUGUACCAACAUCUACACAGCAGGGGAAGAAAAGCUAG